Messenger RNA from Phanerochaete carnosa HHB-10118-sp, 2474 nucleotides. RefSeq lists its product as uncharacterized. The coding region runs from base 91 to 2196 and encodes 701 amino acids. The record is from RefSeq and is a predicted model, not a curated record. Lineage: Eukaryota; Fungi; Basidiomycota; Agaricomycetes; Polyporales; Phanerochaetaceae. The transcript has a single exon.
ACAGGAAGGUGCUCUGCGGCGUUCAGUUGUGGUAAUACUCUCACUGAUUUUCUCUUCCAGCUUACCCGUGCAGAGAGGUCCCGUGCGGAGAUGGAAGUCGAAUUUAUGCGAAUGCGGGCUGAACAUUCCCAGUUCCGGGAGGAACUCGCCAAAUACCGGACGAAUCCUCAAGUUUAUCCUGUGCAGCAACCUUCAAGAGAGCGCCCUGACCGAUCCGUAACGUCUAUGAGCCGACGAACCUCACUCUCCCAUUCUGCUCAUUCCGUACAUUCCCCCAGCACUCGUACCGAUGCGGCAUAUCUUCAUUCUGAGACUGAGCGGUCAAUCGAUACUUCUCCUAGUAUCUCUACCGUUCUCGACGAAGCCCGGCCUAGAAGAACUACUCGCCCGUCAGUUGUCAUUCCUGGAGCACCCGAGUACAAGAAAAUUAUCCCCCCUCUGCCCGCUCCUUUCACGUUCCGUGAAUUUAAUCCGACCUCAGCCUCCAUUAAUUCACGGCCUCCCAUGCCUCCCCCCGUUUCAUCGAGGUCUUCUGCACGUGUCGUUGAACCGGAUCUGGCAAUGCGCCCCGAUGUACGGCAAACUUCCCAGCGCUCCGCUAUUGAAGCUCAGACCUCGUCAUAUGAUCAAGUCACGCCCAGGGCCCCCACGAUACCACACCAUAACCGCAGUCCUCAGUAUGGCUACAUUCCUGGAGUUGGCUAUGUUCCCACGUCACCUCCUGGAGAACGUUCGCUUGUCUCGGAGCAGGACAAUACCCAAACUCCCGCAGCUGCUGGACUAAUGUUAUAUAGCCAGGGAUCUCAACAGGUCGAUGUUACGAAUACUAGAACAGUCGAAGGCGCAGCACGAGCAAUGGCUAUCCAAUCUGGGGAGAUCGAAACUCACGAAAGUACCUGGGGACAUGUCUAUCAUGCUCUGGUUUCCCGUUCUAAUCCGUCUUCAUCGUCCCUUCGAACUGCCCACGCCGACUCUUCUCUUCAACCUAAUGCAUCUACACCAACUUCCGCAACUAGUAAUCUUAAUGGUCUUGGUAUCUCGUCACCCCCUGGUCGCACCUCCGGAUCGCCUGCACCGGUGAUUCAGAGGCGAAGUGAUGCUUCUCCUGAACCUUCUGCUGCUUCGUCUUGGGGCACUGUAUCUAGCGCACGUAGUUCUCGUGCGUCUCUCCUAGAAGAACUAAUGAGUUUACCUGGAGCUAUCGCGAAUUUGGAUGUAGUUGCGAGACCUUCUGCUUCUCGACACUCCAGCAUAUCAGACUUGCGAUUAGCUGGGCUGCCUGACCCCACGUUCGGUGACGCUGUCGACAAUGACGGCAGCGGCCGGGAUACUCCCAGACUACACUCGGACCGACCGAUUCGUCCCUGGCCUGGUUCAGACCCUUCGUUGCCACCUCAGGGUCCAUCUCAGAGUUCCGACAAUACAUAUGCCUUGGCUUCUCGCGUGAGCCUGGCGCACGACUCAGGCGAUAUCUCACGUGCUCUCGAACCAGCGUCUGCAUCCGCUGGUAUUGGACUUAUGCUCGCCAGCAGCGCUUCUACCCAUCAGCAGGUCUCUGACCAAGAUGACCUACAGCACGUCAACCGCUCGCUGAUGCAACUUGUCGCCGAGGCACGAAACAGCCGCAGGCGGUCGCGGCCUAUGUCGCUCGCAAGCGCCGAUGACCGCGCAGAGUUCCACAGCGAGUCGUGGGAGAUUCGUGCGCAAAACGUCGGCGCCGCACUGGGGCCAGAUAACGGGUCUGUUGCGCAGCGCUCCGCCGGGUCGCUCAACCCCGCGCCUUCCUCAGGAGCGCGUGACGGCAGGGACCCCAGAUCGGCGCUGCGACAGAACACCGUGUCAUCCACGUCCCAAGCUACCGAUUCUGCACGACGCAGACGUCAUUCGAAUGUGACCUUCGCGUCGCCUCCACCGCUGACCUCCUCUGUCUCAUUCCACAGCGAGCGGCAAGUUCUCUCGCCUGCCAUAGAUGAUCGUGUACCGAGCAGGCCGCAGAACCUUGGCAGCUUCACACAGUCGAGCAGCAGCAUGCUACUCGAUGGCAGCUCUCUCUUGCUGUCCAUGCCGCCGCCUGGACCAAGCACCUCUACCGCCACGACGUCGACCGGAGAGCCAUCCUCGAUCCGUGCUCCGCGGCCCGUCAGUGGUCUCGCUACGAACAUCUUCGCUCUGUGGGGCUCUCGUAAUACCCGCUAAUUGUACCCCACGACCCUUCCGUCCACCAAAUUAUGCUCUCAGUUAUUGCUCUACAUGUCUGUUUAUGCUAUACUAAUCGUCUGGUGUCCUGCUAUCUGUCCAUAUUAUACAGCCUCCUGUCCAUUUUGCUUUACAUAGAAUAGUACCUAGUAGCUUUUACUUGUUCGGAGCCCCGCUGUACAUCCAUAUGUCGCACGUCCCUGCUAUGUAGGUUAUCUCGCAUCAGUCCGACCAGCCCGGCUGUACAGAAACCAUUCAACGUCUGUCCACACAAAGGC